Lactuca virosa is the source of this 312-nucleotide messenger RNA. The record is from the annotation of a GenBank genome assembly. NCBI's taxonomy places the organism in Eukaryota, Viridiplantae, Streptophyta, Magnoliopsida, Asterales, Asteraceae.
AUGACCAUUUUACCCCUAAAUACCACUUGUUUUGUUUCCCUCUUGUUGUUUAUUGAGGAAUAUAGAACGUUAGCAGUGGAGUAUAUAGUAGCGGUGAGGAGUCUAGGGUUUCUUAGCGUUACUCAAGGAGAAAUGCCAUGGCACUCUACCUGGCUUACCCUUUCAAAGUGUGAAAGGGAAUACCAUGUAGGGUGUGUUAGGGCACAUAAGAGAAUCGAUCUGAAGGAUUUGCCAUGUGGAAUUUGUUCUGCACCGUGGAGUGUGGAAUACAUCAUUCAGUUCUUUAGAAGUUGGUGGCAUGUGGGCCGGUGA